Papilio xuthus (Asian swallowtail) is the source of this 1717-nucleotide messenger RNA. Its product is annotated as kelch domain-containing protein 3. Gene Ontology annotation, cellular component: cytoplasm. Gene Ontology annotation, molecular function: protein binding; chromatin binding. The coding region runs from base 180 to 1328 and encodes 382 amino acids. The transcript is spliced from 6 exons. Lineage: Eukaryota; Metazoa; Arthropoda; Insecta; Lepidoptera; Papilionidae. The record is from RefSeq and is a predicted model, not a curated record.
GAGAUAUUACUGUCAAUCAAUUCUUCGGUUUAAAUUACGCUGUAGUGAAAAUAUACACAUGCAAAUAAAGUAGCAUUGUUAUGAAAAACUAGCCUACUGAAUAAAAAAACAUCUCCGUUUAACUUUAAGUCGACGUAAUUCUUUUUUUCAGUGAUAAGUGUGAAUAAGAAAUCAUUAGUAUGAGAUGGACGGUGCAUAUCGAAGGCGGCCCACGGAGGGUCAACCAUGCAGCCGUGUGCAUUGGCGAUAAAAUAUUUUCAUUUGGUGGUUAUUGUUCAACAGAAGAAUACAAGGAUUGGGAACCAAUUCCCAUCCAUGUUUUGGAUACUAACACAUUAAGGUGGUCCCCAGUAUAUUACAGAAAGACUCAUGUAAUGCCUUUUCAGAGGUAUGGACACACAACAGUACCGUAUGGUGACAAGAUAUACAUGUGGGGAGGAAGAAACAAUGCUGUAGCUUGUGAUAAGUUAUUUUGUUUUGAUACAAAACAACUAGAAUGGAGUAUGCCACCUGUUUCUGGGACUAUGCCCAUUGCCAAAGAUGGCCAUUCCGCAUGUGUUAUAGGGAACAAAAUGUACAUAUUUGGAGGUUUCGAAUACUUAACUGAUCAGUAUUCACAAGAGGUGCAUUGUUUAGAUUUGGAUACUUUACAAUGGACUUUUAUUGAUGUACAUGGAAGUCCACCUUCCCAGAGAGACUUCCAUACGGCUGUGCCGAUUGGAGAUAGAAUGUAUGUAUUUGGUGGCAGAGGAGAUUUGAACAGCCCAUAUAACUCUCAAGAGGAAGUGUACUGCCCACAAGUAUUUUAUUUGGAUACAUUAAAGAAUGAGUGGGUUGUGGCUAAUCCACAAGGCACCUGGCCAGAGGGCAGGCGUAGUCAUUCAGCUUGGUAUCACGAUGGCUACAUGUACAUCUUUGGUGGGUUUAAUGGAAAUACAAAAACUCACUUUAACGAUUUAUACAGAUACUCAAUCAAUGGAAAUUAUUGGCAAUACAUUAAUGUUGGUGGAGUGAAGCCUUGCCAAAGAAGGCGUCAAGCUUGCUUGCCGUAUAACAAUAAACUAUAUCUUUUUGGUGGAACAAGUCCGUGUCCACAUGUAAGUGGCCGGCCGGUGGAGAACCCUGAAGCAGCUGAUGAUCCGGAGAGGCUGAUUGACAACAGCGACCUGCAUAUCUUGGAUUAUUCACCAACUCUUAAAACACUAUGCAUACUCAAAGUUCUUGAACACAAUCUAGACCAAACAUAUCUACCACGGGAUGUUAUGAUAGAUAUUUGGACGAUGACCCUUCCAAAUCGCAUCAGCAGGCCUGUCAACCAAGCUGGUUGAAGCUCCGACUUUAUAAUAUAAUUUGUUUUAUAUAAUACCAGUGUACUUUAAACACUGAUUAUCCUCUGAUUAUUGUUCAAAUUGCAUGUUUUCUUUUUUUCACAACAUUUGAUCUCUUCUAAUGCAUCCACAAUCCCUUACCUCGUUUGAUUUGAAGUGUAAUUAAAAAGUUUAGUUUAGUUUGUGAAAAAGUGAGAAUGUUUCCAGUGUAUGUGAAUGAAAAAGUAUUUAUGAAUUUGUAGUGCAAUACAGUAUAAUGUAGACAACAUGUGGCGUAGACUUUACUCUAAUAAAGCAAUGUAUUAUGUGUCGUGAGGCAUUUCUAUUGGCCAAAUAUCAAUCGUAUAUUAUUUUAUCCUUUGAAUGAACAACAGCUGCUGUAACAUACC